Molecule: messenger RNA, 1759 nt
Organism: Zootermopsis nevadensis
Lineage: Eukaryota; Metazoa; Arthropoda; Insecta; Blattodea; Termopsidae
Product: apolipoprotein D
Biological process (GO): lipid metabolic process; response to reactive oxygen species
Cellular component (GO): cytoplasm
Molecular function (GO): pigment binding
Source: RefSeq, a predicted model, not a curated record
GAAGCCCAUAUAUAAGACAAGGGCAGUGCCAUCUCCGGACAUUACAUUUAAAGUUCGUCAGUUCGGAACACGGAACAAAAACACCGAAAGGGCAGAAUGGAUUGGCUGCGGCUGUUAAUUCUUCUGCUGGGAUCUGCACUUACAGUUACUGCGCAGGUCCCAAGUUUUUGGGGUUGCCCAGAGAAGAACAUUCCUAUGCCAGACUUCGACUUGUCAAAAUUCUUGGGAGUGUGGUAUGAGGUGCUGCGAGUGCCCACUCUGAUGGAGGCUGGUGCUUCAUGUGUCAAGAACAGCUACACUCAGACAAGUGAUGGAAAGAUACAUGUUGAGAAUGAGCUGAAGCCACUAGGUCAACCUAAACGAGUGGUACCAGGAGAACUGAAAGUCAGUGGGAAAGCUGGCGAAGGAAAGAUCACCAUCAAAUACAAAGUUCCAAUUCUACCUUCCUGGGAGACAACCUACCACAUUCUGAACACAGACUAUGAAUCAUAUGCAGUUCUCUGGAAUUGUGCAAGCUAUGGAAUAAUGAAUAUUCAAUCUGCGUGGUUGCUGGCUCGUGACAGAAAGCCCCCUGGCACAACUUUGCAGAGGGCAUAUGGGGUACUUGAUGCUUAUGGCCUCCCUCGGAACUACCUUGUGGAAACCAAUCAUGAUGACUGUGAUAUAGUCUCAGAGGCUCCUGAAGUUGUCCCAUCAAACCCAGUACCUGCUAACGCAACUAGACAAUCCUCAGUCUUAGCUAUCACAACUCCUGCCAAAGAAAUACCCUCUGAGGUCAGUGAUAAUACAUCUACAAAACCAACAAAUGAGAAACUUGCAGAAGACAAAGCUCCACUGGAAAGUGCUGAGAGCCCAUCAACAAUGGAAGAUGUGCCAAAGGCCCCAUCUGAGACAAGUCAAGACAACAAUGCGGCAUCUGAAACGAAUGUUACUCCUGAGAAAAUUAAAAUACCUUCUGAUACAAUGGCAGACAUAAAGAAUGGCAAAGUGUAGUGUUGUGUAUGAUGGUAAAUACUAUUACAUUGUAGAUUUUACUCCUACUUUGAACUUCAUAUGCACAAUGUCAAGUUAAUUAUAUUUAAAUACAUUUCACAGAACAGCUGAAAUGCAAAUUUUAUUAAACAUGACAGCAAAACAGCUUUUCAUUUGUUACAAAUCUAAACAUGAUGAAGUAUUAAUAUAAUUCAGAAUCUACUGAUAAAAGUAUGCAAUUGGAAAGUAAAUGUUAAUCAUGUUUCUAAUAAUUGCCUGUAUGUUAGCAAUUAGAAGUGUUUUUAGUGUAAAUGUUAUGUUUCUGUUGCAUCUGAAUAUGUAUUUUGUUUCACCAGUGCAUUCAUAUCUGUUUACAAGAAUGUUUAAUAUUUUUCAGUAUUUAGCACACAAAAUACACAAGUUAUAUUUCUUAAGAUAUUAAAUAUAUAUCCCCCCUCAACUCCAUUAUACCAGAAUGAAGACAUAAAGAAUUUUGUAACUCUGUAUUCUAGUAUUUGAAACUAUGACUGACUGAUGGUUCAAGCUUCCUCUAUCUGAUAAACUUAUCAGUCCUUUAACCCCUAAAAGAGACAAAUAUUAUGUGAUACCACAAAUGCUAAACAUAUGAUCCAAGUAUGCAAAACACUUUAUGUACAAAUUGCACUGACUCAGUUGUUGAGGUGCUUACAUGAAGUGCAUUUAUAUUUACUGCACAAUUGUCUUAAUGUCUUAUCCAUACUAUGAGAUACAUUUUUAAACCAUAAAUUGUUUUAAUAUUAUCAGGAUA